Vanrija pseudolonga is the source of this 510-nucleotide messenger RNA. RefSeq names its product Lactobacillus shifted protein (gene lbsA). The record is from RefSeq and is a predicted model, not a curated record. Bases 47 to 475 code for a protein of 142 amino acids. The transcript is spliced from 3 exons. Gene Ontology annotation, biological process: mitochondrial electron transport, NADH to ubiquinone. NCBI's taxonomy places the organism in Eukaryota, Fungi, Basidiomycota, Tremellomycetes, Trichosporonales, Trichosporonaceae.
GUCGAGCUCGCUGCUGCAGCUGCUGCAACAACAACACUAGCGCACCAUGUCCGUCCUCGCCGCCCGCCGCGCAUGGCGCCUCCCCGCCCUCGCCGCCCGCCAGGUGCGCCUCGCGUCGUCGUCGUCCUCGUCGUCGGCACCAGCCUUCAGCCCCUCGGACAAGGCGCCGCGCGACGCCGCACCCGCGCAGUCGCCCAACGUUGCCGGCACGUGGAGCCGCGACCAGAACCCCAAGGCGGCUGCGUUUGACAACUCGCGCUUCGAGCAGGUCGACUUUGCCGUCCAGCCCGACUCGCUGAGCGCCAUGGGCCUGGUCAGCGAGCAGCCGAUCACGUUUGUCCACCAGCGUGUUAUCGCUUGCGACGGUGGCGGCGGACCCCUCGGCCACCCCAAGAUCUUCAUCAACCUCGACAAGGAGGGACCCCGCGCCUGCGGCUACUGCGGUGCGCGGUAUGAGCAGGAGCACCACCACUAAAUAUGGGUUAGAGAAUGCAGCAUGUCGGACUAGCA